Enterobius vermicularis (human pinworm) is the source of this 1233-nucleotide messenger RNA. NCBI's taxonomy places the organism in Eukaryota, Metazoa, Nematoda, Chromadorea, Rhabditida, Oxyuridae. The record is from the annotation of a GenBank genome assembly.
AUGUCAAAAGACGAAGCUGACAAGAAGACCUCUGAAUCUGCGGUUUAUACAAGUCAUGCAAAAAAAAAUAUAGAUCAGCCAACAACAUCGCUGAAAGCAACUGAUGCACCUCUCCCGAAAUUUGAGCUCUAUUCUGGUUACGAUACUUUAGAAAAAGUACUUACCGAUAAAAUACUGUCAAAAAAGUUCCGUGUUUUUUUAAAGAAACAGAAAUGUAAGGAAUCUUUAGAUUUUUACUUGGCCUCAGUGGAAUAUAAGCGAGCCGACGAAAAGAAACGCAAAAUAAUGGCGAAGAAAAUAUACGACAGUUUUUUGGGUGGUUCUGUACGUAAUGGAGUCAAUAUAACAGCACAUAACUUGAAGACAAUUCAGGCUCACUUGGAAGAUCCGGAUGUUAACAUUUUCGACAAUGCAGCAUCUGAAGUUGCUACUAUGUUAAAUCAUGAUAAAGCACUUCAAUUUUCUGCUCGGCUUCGGGCUGGAGAAGAUUUUUCCCUAGACACAGGCGAUCAGGAGCCUUUUUGCAGCAAUCGUAAUUCAGUGAUGAUCGAUCAGACGAACAAUCCUGGGUACAAAAGUACAGAGCCCUGUUACAUCCUAGUAACGGAAAGUGAGACAGAAAGCGUGAAACUGAACGACCCGAUGCAAACAGUUGGACAAGCAGCUGACGAUGCAGCCCGAAGGUUUUUACAAAAAGUGUCUGAUCAGCAUGAGUGUGCACUGGAUUCAAAAGAUUACGAGUUUGUUGAUGAGGAAGGAAAUACACCAGAUCCAUCAAGCCAAGCUGUAAACGAGCUUGCUGGUCGAACAUUACGCUUAGUAGAAACUAUUCGCUUUGUAGCACAAGUAUUUAGACAUCCUGAUGAGAUACGAACUUAUAUUUUACGUGCUCGCAAAUGUCUAAGUUUAUUUGCCGCGUUACGACCACUAAAAGACCGCUACGGUUUUCCAAAUUCAGUAUCUAUCUUCAUAUCAAAUCGGAAACUACAUAGGCGUCUUGCAGUUGGUGAACUCGGCGAUCGUUCGGUAGCUAUUUGUGGACCCGGGCUAGAAGACCACGUUGAAAGGCUGUUAGCAAGUGGAGAGCUUGCGAGGCUUAAAGCGUUUGAUGUAAUGAAUAAGAAACUUUCUUUUCUGCAGCAUCGAGAAACUGGUAUCUGCGAGGUCCGUCUGUCACACCCCGUUCAAGCAUCGCGUAAAUUACUUUUGCGCCACUUUGGACAUCGUCAAUGA